Messenger RNA from Phragmites australis (common reed), 1934 nucleotides. Its product is annotated as serine/threonine-protein kinase OXI1-like. Gene Ontology annotation, cellular component: plasma membrane; nucleus; cytoplasm. The coding region runs from base 260 to 1642 and encodes 460 amino acids. The transcript is spliced from 2 exons. Gene Ontology annotation, molecular function: protein serine/threonine kinase activity; ATP binding. Gene Ontology annotation, biological process: protein phosphorylation. Lineage: Eukaryota; Viridiplantae; Streptophyta; Magnoliopsida; Poales; Poaceae. The record is from RefSeq and is a predicted model, not a curated record.
UCCUACGCUCACCUCAGGCUUCGAAACUCUCUCGGCUUCCAGGUGGUGCGGUGCGCCCUUCGUCCCCAAGGAACCGAGCAAGCCAAGCCACCCGCAUAAAUCCCUCUCCCUCUCUCUCUCUCUCAACCUGCUUGAUCGAAUCUUCGAAUCGAAUCGUAACCAAUCCCCACGCCCACCUCUCGCCUCGCGCACCAACCCCUACUGCCUUCCUCGCUCCGCUGCACCCCCCCCCCACCCCCCGGCGCUCUCGUCGCGAGCCAUGACGGCCGCGGCGCCCUCGCUGCCGCCGCCGCGGCAGCUGAGCCUGGAGGACCUGAAUGCGGUGUCCGUGCUCGGACGCGGCGCCAAGGGCGUCGUGUUCCACGUCGUGCCCGCCCCGGGGGACGCGGAGUGCGAAGGCGAAGGCCGGUCCGCAGCCAUGGCGCUCAAGGCGGUCUCGCGGGAGGCGGCGCGGCACAAGAAGUCUGCCGCGGGCGGGGACGGGGACGGGGACGGGCACCGGCGGAUCUGGUUCGAGCGGGACGUGCUCCUGGCGCUGCGCCACCCGCUGCUCCCCUCGCUGCGUGGCGUCCUCGCCACCGACGCCGUCAUCGGGUUCGCCAUCGACCGCUGCGGCGGCGGCGACCUCAACUCGCUCCGCCGACGCCAGACCGAGAAGAUGUUCUCGGACUCCGUCAUCCGGUUCUACGCGGCGGAGCUGGUGCUGGCUCUCGAGUACCUCCACAGCCUCGGCAUCGUGUACCGAGACCUCAAGCCGGAGAACGUCCUCAUACAGGACAGCGGCCACAUCAUGCUCGUCGACUUCGACCUCUCCACGCGGCUCCCGGCGCCGACGCAGGAGCUGGACGAGGCGGCGGUUAGUCCCAAACCGGCGCCUCCGGCCAGUUCACCGUCUCCGAGACGCGGGAAGCCAAGGAAGCCGGCGGGCGCCGCUCUGUGCUUCCCAUUCCGCUCCGCCAGCGCCGCGAAACCUGCCGCGCCGGCGGACUCUCCUUCGCCGCCUUCCACCUCGCGGACGGCCUCCUCGUCGUCCUCGUCUUCGACUGCGACCACGGCCUCCUCCGUGGCCUCGGCCGGCGCGCGGACGCCGGCGAAGUCGAACUCAUUCGUGGGGACCGAGGACUACGUGGCGCCGGAGAUCAUCGCCGGGCGCGGCCACGACUUCUCCGUGGACUGGUGGGGCCUGGGCGUGGUGCUCUACGAGAUGCUGUACGGCCGCACGCCGUUCCGGGGGCAGAACCGCAAGGAGACGUUCUACCGCGUCCUCACCAAGCAGCCGGAGCUCGUCGGCGAGAAGACGCCGCUGCGCGACCUCAUCGCCCGCCUCCUCGAGAAGGACCCCGAGAAGCGCAUCAGUGCGCGCGGCGUCAUGGCCCACCCAUUCUUCCGCGGCGUCGACUGGGACCGCAUCCUCCACGUGGCGCGCCCGCCGUUCAUCCCGUCGCCGCCGCAGGACGAGGACGGCAACGAGGCGCUCGACGUCGAGAAGGUCGUCCGCGAGGUGUUCGCUUCCAAUGACGUGGAGGCAGCAACGGCGGGAGAGAGCGAGAAGACUUCGCCGGAGGCGGACGGUGGCCAAGGCGACGGCGAGGGGAGCAGGAGAGAUCCGUCCAAAGAUGGUGAUUUCUCCGUGUUUUUCUGAGCUUUUCUUUUUACUUUUUCAAUAUAUUUUUUGAAAAAGUUAACUAGUACUAGUAGUUCUAUUCUAUUUGUUUUUUGUUAAGUUAUUUUUCUCAAGGAUUAGUAGUAUUAUUAUGGUGGGAUUUAGCGGACGAGAUUAGGAGAAAGUACGGCGCGGUGGCCGUUGGAGUACAUAAAUUAAAGAGGUGCUUCUGUUCAAUGGGUAUAGUUUCUCUCUUUUUCUUUGCUUCUUUGUUGGAUACUUUGCUCCGUACAUAAUGAAUAAUGAGAGUGCACUUGGCGCUGAAAUGUAA